AUGGAAACUGAUCGUUUGAGAAAAUCUAUCAAAAAUCAAUUUGAACAAAAAGAAAUAAAAUAAAAGGGUGAAUUCCUUUCUAUUAUAGAUUAAGAAUUGUAAUCUUUAAAAGAAAAGCUAGCUACACAAAUACUAUAAGAAAAUAAUAAUAUCAUAAAAUAUAAUAUUAAGUUACUCUAAUUGGAAAAAAAGAAUGCUGAAAAACAAGAUAUUAUGAUAGAUUAAGAAUUGCAAUUGAGAAAUUAUGCUACAUUAAAAUAGUAAUCAUUAUAGUUUGAUGUUUCAACACAAUAUAAUGAAAUUCAACAAAUUGAUAAGGAUGAUCAAAAAAAUGAGAUAAAUAUAUUAAAUGUAAAUGUUUAAAUAGAAGAGUUAAAAACUAGAAAUUUAAAGUUGUCUCUAAAGCUUUUUAAAUUACUAUUGUAUUUUGUAGACUUGGAAUUAUAUGAUAGUGAAUUUGCAAAAUAAGCAGCUCUUGAUGAUUUUCCUUGUGAUUAACUUUACAAGCCUAAAUUACCAGAGAUAUAGAACAUGAUCUUGAAUUUAGAAGUAAAUGAGAAAAAAUAUCAAUCAAUUAUUAAAUAGAAAGUAUCUUAUAUAACUAUCAUUUGGAAGACCAAUUAAAAUAAUAAAAAAUAGAAAUAGAAUAAUUAUUACAAUAAAAUAAGAAGAUGAAGAAAUAAUUAUAUGUAUAUGACUUUAGUUCAGAUGCAAAAACUGAUCAAUAAAAAAGAUCUAUCUUCACUUUGGGAGAAUAAUUAGAUGAUUAAAAAUACUUAGAAUAAUUAUUAUAACCAAAAAGGGUAUAAUCUUUAUAUUUAAAAAUAGAAUACUUAACCAAAAUGCAAAACAUUGAAUGAUAUCAUUUUAAAAAAAAGAAGAUAAAGUAUUGAUACUAGUGAACCAAGAUUAGAUUUUUAUAAAAUCAACAGAAAAUUAAUAGCAGAUAGAUUCUAAUAACAACCAAUAUAAUUUCUAAGUUACUAAUAAUGUAGAAUUCACUCAUUAUCAAUUAAACAUUGA
Molecule: messenger RNA, 1023 nt
Organism: Paramecium pentaurelia
Lineage: Eukaryota; Ciliophora; Oligohymenophorea; Peniculida; Parameciidae
Source: the annotation of a GenBank genome assembly